AAAGAACAGAACCGUCGGUGUGUGAUUAGUGUAAUGAGGCGCGAGAGCCGCGGUGUAUGAUGGGAGACUAUCAGCCAUUUCACCUCAAACUCUCUUCAAGCAGCAAAAUCCCUCGGCAGCGGAAUAAAACCUCGAUAAACACCCGACAGUUUCAGGUGAUCGUGUGUCAGGAUGGCCCGUACUAAGCAAACCGCCCGUAAGUCGACUGGAGGAAAAGCUCCUCGUAAGCAGCUGGCGACUAAAGCGGCCCGUAAGAGCGCUCCGUCGACCGGAGGAGUCAAGAAGCCCCAUCGCUACAGGCCCGGGACCGUGGCUCUGCGUGAGAUCCGCCGCUACCAGAAGUCCACCGAGCUGCUGAUCCGCAAGCUUCCCUUCCAGCGUCUGGUCCGAGAGAUCGCACAGGACUUCAAGACCGACCUGCGCUUCCAGAGCGCCGCCAUCGGAGCGCUGCAGGAGGCCAGCGAGGCGUAUCUGGUGGGUCUGUUUGAGGACACUAACCUGUGCGCCAUCCAUGCCAAGCGUGUGACAAUCAUGCCCAAAGACAUCCAGCUGGCGCGCCGCAUCCGUGGAGAACGCGCCUGAGCCUCCGUCUCCUCCUCGUCCGACUCUGUCUUCAUCUCUGUGUCUGUUCUGUGUGUGUAUUUGUGUUGGUUCGUCCUCUCAGAAGUCACGUGUCAUGUGACUGUCUGUGCGAGAGCUCCAGCCCUCAGGCACUAAAUCAAGCGUCAGUGGGGCUUUGAUCUGAAUCAAGGGACAGUCUCACUUCGGGUGCUAACCUCCUCACUGGAACCGUCGUCAAACACUCUUCUUCAAAUAUCUCUGUUGUUUUUAGUCUUUUUGAAUGAUUUUCUUUCGUGUGAUGUCUGAGACUGUCAGGUGGGUGUGUGAUUUCAGUCGAGCAUUCUGGGAUUGUGUCCCAAUGUCCUUGUGUUAUUGAUGAGCGUAUGUAGCAACGGACUGUAGCUAUUUUAUACCAUUUGAUAUAUUUCUUCAUGAGUUGUUUAGUGCGAUAUUUAGCAGACACUCACUCAGGUUUUUUCUACACCCUUUCAUGGUUUUUAUCACGAGGUGAUGAAUUCUGUUUGUUUUUGUAAGUGUGCAAGUCUAAAGAGCAAAUCUUUGUACUAGACAGACAAUAAAUUGGUGUUGAACUGUUA
Molecule: messenger RNA, 1157 nt
Organism: Ctenopharyngodon idella (grass carp)
Lineage: Eukaryota; Metazoa; Chordata; Actinopteri; Cypriniformes; Xenocyprididae
Product: histone H3.3A
Exons: 4
Coding region: 172-582 (136 amino acids)
Cellular component (GO): nucleosome
Molecular function (GO): structural constituent of chromatin; protein heterodimerization activity; DNA binding
Source: RefSeq, a predicted model, not a curated record